Molecule: messenger RNA, 3126 nt
Organism: Dreissena polymorpha
Lineage: Eukaryota; Metazoa; Mollusca; Bivalvia; Myida; Dreissenidae
Product: signal recognition particle 54 kDa protein
Exons: 14
Coding region: 272-1801 (509 amino acids)
Biological process (GO): SRP-dependent cotranslational protein targeting to membrane; SRP-dependent cotranslational protein targeting to membrane, translocation
Cellular component (GO): cytosol; signal recognition particle, endoplasmic reticulum targeting
Molecular function (GO): GTPase activity; 7S RNA binding; ATP hydrolysis activity
Source: RefSeq, a predicted model, not a curated record
UUUGACCGUAGCACCGUUUGACGUGGAUAAGCAUCUGUCAAAUUUAUGUUUUAUCACUAUGAUUUCUUGAAAAUAACGUUACUAGUUCAAGGCAUUUUAGUAUUAAUGUAUGUGCUAUGUGAUGAAAAGCUAAAAAUAUAGUUAUUGUUUAUAUUGGUACACGUAUAAACUGGAACACUAUUUAUAGAACCCAAUCAUAACAAAAGUUCAACCGAUUUUUUCAGAAGUGGAAAUUUAGUUACAUAUUGCAGUAAACGCAUAGACAUUUAAAAUGGUGUUAGCAGAUUUAGGACGGAAAAUCACCACCGCAUUGCGGUCUUUGAAUAAUUCCACAAUCAUCAAUGAAGAGGUUUUGGAUGGUAUGCUAAAAGAGAUAUGCAAGGCCUUACUGGAAGCUGAUGUUAAUGUUCGUCUUGUUAAGCAGCUCAGAGAGAAUGUCAGGUCUAUUAUUGACUUUGAUGAGAUGGCCGGAGGUCUCAAUAAGAGGAGAAUGAUCCAGUCAUCAGUGUACAAGGAGCUUGUCAAGCUUGUUGACCCUGGAGUGAAGGCCUGGACGCCAACCAAGGCCAGGAACAAUGUCAUCAUGUUUGUUGGUCUGCAGGGUAGUGGAAAGACUACAACCUGUACUAAGCUGGCAUACUACUACCAGAAGAAGGGCUGGAAGACAUGUCUGAUCUGUGCUGAUACUUUUAGAGCUGGUGCCUUCGACCAACUGAAGCAGAAUGCAACCAAGGCUAGAAUACCAUUCUAUGGCAGCUACACCGGGAUUGAUCCAGUAGAGAUAGCCAAGGAAGGAGUGGACAAGUUCAAGUCAGAGAACUUUGAGAUCAUCAUCGUGGACACAAGUGGACGACACAAACAAGAGGACUCCUUGUUUGAGGAAAUGUUGCAAGUCUACAACAACAUUCAACCAGACAAUGUGAUAUUCGUGAUGGACGCCUCUAUAGGGCAAGCUUGUGAGUCCCAGUCAAAGGCGUUCAAGGCCAAGGUGGACGUCGGCUCGGUCAUCAUCACCAAGCUGGACGGACAUGCCAAGGGUGGUGGUGCCCUCAGCGCGGUGGCAGCCACAAAGAGUCCAGUGAUCUUCAUAGGUACAGGAGAGCACAUAGAUGACUUUGAACCCUUCAAAGUGCAGCCUUUUGUUAGCAAGUUGCUUGGUAUGGGAGAUAUCGAGGGUUUGAUAGACAAGGUCAACGAGCUCAAACUGGAUGAUAAUGAGGAAUUGAUGAAGAAGAUCAAACAAGGACAUUUCACGCUACGAGAUAUGUAUGAGCAGUUUCAAAACAUUAUGAAGAUGGGGCCAUUCGGACAGAUUAUGAACAUGAUCCCAGGGUUCAGCUCUGACUUCCUGACGAAGGGAGGUGAGCAGGAGUCCAUGGCCAGGCUGAAGAAGCUUAUGACUAUCAUGGACAGCAUGAAUGACGAUGAGUUGGACAGUCUGGACGGUGAGCGUCUGUUCAGCAAGCAGGCAGGGAGGGCCCAGAGGGUGGCGAGAGGGGCGGGUGUGUCCGUAAGGGAGGUCAAUGAGCUGCUCACACAGUACAAGAAGUUUGCACAGAUGGUGAAAAAGAUGGGAGGAAUCAAGGGACUCUUUAAGGGUGGUGACAUGAGCAAGAACGUGAACCCUACCCAGAUGGCCAAACUGAACACUCAGAUGGCUAAGAUGAUGGACCCCAGAGUGCUACACCAGAUGGGUGGAAUGCAGGGUCUGCAGAACAUGAUGAGACAGUUCCAACAAGGGGCCGGUGGAAAGGGAGGCAUGGGGGGAAUGGGAAACAUGUUCGGCUUUGGGGACAAAUAGCAAUGGGGAAAAUUAGGUUACUGUUUAUUAAGUGAUUAAUAGGUUUCAGAGAGGCCUGUGAUGGAUUUUGGAAGUAUUCUGUGCAGAGUGAAAUCUGAAUGAAGUGCAAACGACAUCAACAUGGGGAUAUGGUGCACAGCAGGCAGAUUGUUUGUCAAAUUAAAUUUAUUGUAUUUUUUUUUUUAUUGACUAAAGAAAUAGUUAAAUUAGGAUGUGGACCAUCAUUUUGUUUAAACAUCAUUCACAUUAUUGGGUUCUGAAUAUUUGUAUGGGAGUUCAAUGUUUUGUUCAGAUAUAUAUUGCAGACAUUUUGCAAGAUUACAGUAUUGUGAAGUCAUAGUUGGUGUCAAGAUUGUCAAGACAGAUGAUCAGUGUAUACAAUCAAUGAUUUCGAUGGCAGGCGUUGAAGCAGUUAUUUACUGGACUAUAGACAUGAUAUUCAUAACAUCAUUAAAAUAUGUUACUACAUUUAGUAAUUGUAUUUGUUAGAUUUUAACAAACAGUUUGAACUCAUAACAGUGUAUGGCAUUCGAUCAAAUGUUAACAAUACAGUAUGUGAAUAUCUGUAUGAAAAUAUCACUGGCCUGAUUUGUUAUAAACCAUUAAAAGUGCAUUCAGAGAAACUAUCUAAGUGAUAGUUUAUAAAAUCUUACCAUGAAUGUCUCUUUUUGUAAUUCCAAAUGUGUGAAUUAGCAUUCCUUAGCUUUUAAAUAGUCUGUUGAUUUGUUACACAUAUACUUGGAAGUAAACACACAUUUGGAGAAGUUUGUGAGAAAAAUAAGCUUGAAUAUUUAUUUAGCUUUGUAAAAAGGCUAUGGUCCAGGUGGGCCUUUUUCAAGUCUAUUUAGUUUUAACUUAACCCUUUUAGUGCGGGAACCGAAUUUUAAAGGCCUUUGCAAACAGUUUGGAUCCAGAUGAGACGCCACAGAACGUGGCGUCUCAUUAGGAUCCAAACUGUUUGCUAUUCUGAUAGUAUUCUUUGAAAAAAAUCGAAGAAAAUGCUAAUUUUAGAAAUUCAGCAGACGACAUUUAGCAGACGACACAUUUCCCAGCAUGAAAAGGGUUAAAGAAAAUUUUACCAAACUGCCACAUCAUCAAUCUGAAAUAUGUGGCAGAAUAAACAUAAUAUCAUGAUUGUGUAUCAAAAGCUCACUAUAAGAACACUUCUUGUUUUUAUCACGGUGUUUUUGAUGCUGUUUAUUAUGACUGUUUCAUUUUUCCAUGUGUUAAAACCUAUCAUCAUUAUAGAACGUUAUCAUUUAUUGAUACAAAUCAUGUUCAUAUUUACCUACGAUAAGUCGGUCAUUAAAGAUAUGUUAUGAUUC